This is a messenger RNA of Fraxinus pennsylvanica, 1482 nucleotides long. The record is from the annotation of a GenBank genome assembly. Lineage: Eukaryota; Viridiplantae; Streptophyta; Magnoliopsida; Lamiales; Oleaceae.
AUGAAUGCGGUGGCUAUAGCUGGGAUUUUAACAAGUGCUUUUUAUCUGGAUUCUGAGGACAUUGAAUUCGGUAAUCCAUGGUGGUUCGUUUACGCUGGAGUUUCGUGUUUCCUCGUAAUCUUCGCCGGCAUAAUGUCCGGGCUGACGUUGGGCUUGAUGUCCCUCGGACUUGUCGAACUCGAAAUUCUCCAGCGGAGUGGCACCUCCACGGAAAAGAAACAAGCAGCAAUUAUUUUGCCGGUUGUUCAAAAGCAGCACCAACUUCUUGUGACUCUGCUGUUGUGCAAUGCUGCUGCAAUGGAGGCUCUUCCAAUAUAUCUAGAUAAACUGUUUCACCCCGUUGUUGCUGUCAUCCUCUCAGUAACUUUUGUUCUUGCAUUCGGUGAGAUUAUUCCACAAGCAAUAUGCUCUAAGUACGGGCUUGCCGUGGGUGCAAAUUUAGUGUGGCUUGUGCGAAUCUUGAUGAUAAUUUGUUGUCCUAUUGCUUACCCUAUUGGAAAAAUUCUGGAUGCCAUCUUGGGGCACAAUGAUGCUUUGUUUAGGCGACCUCAGUUGAAAGCACUCGUUUCUAUCCACAGCCAGGAGGCUGGGAAAGGAGGUGAACUCACUCAUGAUGAGACUACUAUCAUAAGCGGAGCAUUAGAUUUGACUGAAAAGACUGCAGAGGAGGCUAUGACCCCUAUUGAGUCUACUUUCUCACUAGAUGUCAAUUCAAAAUUGGACUGGGAAGCAAUUGGAAAAAUCCUUGCUCGAGGACAUAGUCGCAUUCCUGUAUAUUCAGGAAGUCCAAAGAACAUUAUUGGACUUCUGUUGGUAAAGAGUCUUCUUACUGUACGGGCAGAAACAGAGACCCCGGUCAGCGCUGUUUCAAUCCGAAAAAUCCCUAGGGUACCAGCAAAUAUGCCAUUGUAUGAUAUUCUCAACGAGUUUCAGAAAGGGAACAGUCACAUGGCUGCUGUUGUGAAAGUGCGAGAGAAAGAGAAAAGGCAUAUUUCUGUUGAUGCCAUGAAGAAUGGAGAAAACAAUUUUCCCAAUGGCCAUUCACAAUUGAAAAGGCAUAUUUCUGUUGAUGCCAUGAAGAAUGGAGAAAACAAUUUUCCCAAUGGCCAUUCACAAUUGACUAUUCCAUUACUGAACGAGCAUGAUGGUAAAUUAAAUAGUGUUGUGAUCAACAUUGAGAAGGCGUCAGAAGAUGCCUUGCAAGACAAGGAUCUGUCGAAGGAUAUUGAAGAUGGCGAAGUCAUUGGCAUUAUCACUUUGGAAGAUGUAUUCGAAGAACUUCUUCAAGAGGAAAUUGUUGACGAGACAGACGUAUAUGUUGAUGUACAUAAAAGAAUACGUGUGGCUGCUACUGCUGCUGCUUCCUCUGUUGCUCGAGCACCUUCUAACCGUAGGCUGACUAGUCAAAAGCCAUCAUCAGGAGGCCAAAAUUGGCAAGGAUCAAUACCAAAGAAGUUCGAUUUAAUGUCCACAAUGUCGUAA